UUGCGUCAGUUAGCUUGGUAACGUUACACCGAAAAAGGAAGAGGAUAUGUAACGGUUAAACGUUGUUGUUUACGCUGGACAGUUUGUGGCUGUGCUGGGUAACGUGACAGUGUGUAUUUUAGACAUUGAUUAACUGUACUAAUCUAACGUUAACUGGAAAGGUAUGUUGUGUAUUUAUGGUCUUCUGUGUUAUUUCCUCAAGUGGUGCUACAUCUAGUCAACCUUAACGCUUGACUAGAUGUUGUAGACGCACUCUUUGUAAGAGCAUUACACUUUUAAUCUGUGUAAAUUGCAAAGUGCGGAAAAGCUGUUGUGCUUCAUUAUUAUUAUCUGGUAAAAGAGCAGUCAGUAUUACUCCUGCUAGUCGUAUUAGUAGCUACGGUGUAAAGGUAGUGGCUGCACCUCUGCUGACCAUAACAAAGUCUGAAGUCGUGGGAAUCCUUAUCUGUGUUUUUAUCUUUGUAAACAAAGCAGUGCAAACAGUUCUUCUGUUCUGGCCACUGUAUGCACUGUAUUAUUCAACCCCAUCGCUUUCACUGAAAUACUGUGAAAUCCUGGUUAAAAUUCUAACAUAUCUGUUGAUUCAGGGCUGACCCUGGAUCACCAGAGGGCCUCUCUACAAACAUCCAGCAAGAGCUUUGAGGGACUAUUACAAUUUAACAACACAAAGCUGCUAAUUGUUGGAUCACUGGCAUAUUUGAUUUCUCUACGUGGCAUUACUAGAGUAACAAGAUCUACCAUAUUAAUAUAUAUUAUGAUGCUGUUGUAUGUCAAGGGAGAGAUGAUGGAGGUGUGAUAGUCCCCUUUUUGGAUGUCACUGUCAUAAGUGAUGCUCAGAUACGAGGAGGUGAGCUGAUGUGCAGUUUUCUUUGUUGUGGAGUUGUUGUGUUUCAAGGCAACAGAGUGCCAGAGAAGGUGAGGAAUGUAUUCAAGCGUAGUGUGGUGACAACACACAGAUAGACAUCUAGAGCAAUACACAGAAUGUUUGCUUUGUUUUGAGAAAUCGGUUUUCACUUUAUGCGUUCACCUCCACCUUCCUGGCUGUAGUUCCUUUCGGCCACAUUUCACUUUUUUAAGAUAUGAAAGUAUGAUUUUGAGGAAAUUCAUUUUAAAUUGUCUGAAGCCACAAAGUUGUUUUGUUUACACUGUUAACAAGUCAGCAGAGAUUUUAAAUAUUUAACAAAGACUAACAGUGCCCUCCUCUUAAGUAUCCAACUCACAUUGUGUUACUUUCAUUAUGUUUCUUUUCUCAAAACCGGUUAUUUAUAUGAAUGAAUGUUGAUGGUCUUUGUGAGCUGUACGUGUUAACGCUACAAUUAGCGUUUUAUGGACAGUCUGACACUCAUUGUGUAUUCUGCAUUAACAGUAUUUCUUUCUGUUCUUUUCCUUCAGGUAUUACAGGAUACAGUUUUGUUUUGUCUGAGCCACUGUCAGGCACUUGACCAAUAGGAACAGUUUGCACAAUUUCCUCCAGCUUGUCUGCAGCCCCCUCCCGACCCAGACAGUCCUCUGCCCCAGCAUGAAUGAAGUCAGUGUUGUGAGAGAGGGAUGGCUCCAUAAGAGAGGUGAAUACAUUAAAACUUGGCGGCCUCGCUACUUCAUCUUGAAGAGCGACGGCUCCUUCAUCGGCUACAAAGAGAAGCCCGAGGUGUCCAGUGACCACAGCCUCCCACCGCUCAACAACUUCUCUGUCGCAGAAUGCCAGCUCAUGAAGACGGAGCGCCCAAGGCCCAACACAUUUGUUAUUCGUUGCCUGCAGUGGACCUCUGUUAUUGAGCGCACCUUCCAUGUAGACAGCAACGAGGAGAGGGAGGAGUGGAUGCGAUCGAUCCAGGCGGUGGCAAACAGCCUGAAGAGUCAGCACCAGGAUGAGGAGCCCAUGGAGAUUAAAUUUGGCUCACCAAGUGACAUCAGCGGCACAGAGGAGAUGGAGAUCGCUGUGUCCAAGUCCCGCACAAAAGUGACCAUGAGUGAUUUUGACUACCUGAAGCUGCUGGGCAAAGGGACAUUUGGUAAAGUGAUCCUGGUGAAGGAGAAGGCCACAGGGAUGUACUACGCCAUGAAGAUCCUCCGCAAGGAAGUCAUCAUUGCUAAAGAUGAGGUGGCACACACGGUUACAGAAAGCAGAGUUCUCCAAAAUACGCGACAUCCCUUUCUAACGACACUAAAAUAUGCAUUUCAAACGCACGACCGGCUAUGCUUUGUGAUGGAGUAUGCAAAUGGAGGAGAACUCUUCUUUCACUUAUCGCGGGACAGAGUGUUCACAGAAGACAGAGCACGAUUCUACGGUGCAGAAAUAGUGUCGGCACUGGAGUACCUACACUCACGCAAUGUAGUUUACAGGGAUUUAAAGCUGGAGAACCUCAUGUUGGACAAGGACGGCCACAUAAAGAUAACAGACUUUGGGCUCUGUAAAGAGGGGAUCACAGACGGGGCCACCAUGAAAACCUUCUGUGGAACUCCGGAGUACCUGGCACCAGAGGUGCUAGAAGACAAUGACUACGGGCGAGCGGUGGACUGGUGGGGGCUGGGCGUGGUCAUGUAUGAGAUGAUGUGCGGCCGGUUGCCCUUCUACAACCAGGACCACGAGCGUCUCUUUGAGCUUAUUCUCAUGGAGGAGAUCCGCUUCCCCAAGAACCUGGCUCCUGAAGCCAAGGCCCUGCUGGCCGGCCUGCUCAAAAAGGAUCCCAAACAAAGGCUUGGAGGCGGACCAGACGAUGCCAAAGAAGUGAUGAGCCACAAGUUCUUCACCUCCAUCAACUGGCAGGAUGUUCUUGAAAAAAAGCUUAUUCCACCCUUCAAGCCGCAGGUAACAUCAGAGACGGACACGCGUUACUUCGAUGAUGAGUUCACAGCACAAACCAUAACAAUAACUCCCCCUGACAAGUAUGACAGUUUAGAUGCAGAAGAUUCAGAUCAGCGCACACACUUCCCUCAGUUCUCCUACUCUGCCAGCAUACGGGAAUGAUCACUGAGACUCUUGAACAAGCAGGCAGGCUAACACACGAUCACAAUCCCACGUACACACACUUGCACUGCUGGGGAACGACACAAACAAAAACUGGCACAAGACACAUUUUCAUUCAGUCUUUAGCGCACGUACACACACACACACACGUACACACACACACAGACACACAUAUCCUGGCUAUUCAGGCAAGACGGAGAUCAUUGAGUGUGAAAUGAACACACGGGCCGUGAGUCACUGACCUCAGCAGGUUUGUGUGGAUUGACUGGCAGCUUUGUCUCUGUGCGUCCUCUCAGGGUUGGCUUCAGGCUUCCCUGCAGGACCUCUGCUGCACUACACUGGGGUACAACAUCAAAGCCUUGACCCUUUGAAAACCAGGUUAUGCCAGCAAGUACCACCUCUUUACCAGCUGCACCCAUGCUACACACACACACAGGCCAACCCAUGCAUAGACUGCAUAUAU
Messenger RNA from Anarrhichthys ocellatus (wolf-eel), 3431 nucleotides. It is a transcript of the gene akt2, whose product is annotated as v-akt murine thymoma viral oncogene homolog 2. The transcript has 13 exons. Gene Ontology annotation, molecular function: protein serine/threonine kinase activity; ATP binding. Lineage: Eukaryota; Metazoa; Chordata; Actinopteri; Perciformes; Anarhichadidae. The coding region runs from base 1520 to 2968 and encodes 482 amino acids. Gene Ontology annotation, biological process: protein phosphorylation. The record is from RefSeq and is a predicted model, not a curated record.